Molecule: messenger RNA, 3061 nt
Organism: Clunio marinus
Lineage: Eukaryota; Metazoa; Arthropoda; Insecta; Diptera; Chironomidae
Source: the annotation of a GenBank genome assembly
UCAGUUGUGAUCGACGACUGACGGUGAUAAGACGUUCUCCCCUGUGGGAUUGAAGAGAAAGAGGAAACUUUUUGUUACAUUGAAGUGUGCUGUUUGAAAGUAUUCUUGUGACUUUAUUUUAGAAGAAAAUUUAAUCAUUCACAUUAGGUUGAGUAGAGUGAAGUAAAGGAAGGAAAAGUGAAAAAUGAAACUCUGGUGAAAAAAUAUUUCCUAUAGCAAAUUUAAAGGAAACUUCUUAUUUUAAGACUCGCUUGGAGAAAUAAAAGAACGAUUUGGAGUUAUCAUCUGAUUGAAUUAGGUUUUAAGGCAUAAUUUCUCAUUCAGAGUGCUCAUUUAGUUACUAUGACGGGAGAUUCAGAUGAUAUUGAAUUGCGUCAUAAAAGUGGAGAGAGUCUUGAAUUACAAACAAGCGCACCAUCAGCUCUACAGUCACAAUCGACUUCAAUAGCGAUAAGAAACACAAAAUCAGAAGAACACGAUCCACUUGAACGUGGAACUUGGGGCAGCAAACUAGAUUUUAUCCUAUCUGUUGUCGGUCUCGCCAUUGGUCUUGGCAAUGUGUGGCGCUUUCCCUAUUUAUGUUAUAAAAAUGGUGGCGGUGCGUUUCUUAUACCAUACUUCAUUACACUUAUUCUUGCGGGGAUUCCAAUGUUUUUCAUGGAACUCGCACUGGGACAAAUGCUUACGAUUGGUGGUUUAGGGGUUUUCAAGAUUGCACCAAUAUUUAAAGGCAUUGGUUAUGCUGCCGCUGUUAUGUCAUGUUGGAUGAAUGUUUACUACAUUGUCAUCUUGUCAUGGGCCAUCUUUUAUUUCUUUAUGUCAAUGAGAGCGAAACUACCAUGGAGCACAUGCGAUAACUUAUGGAACACAAUAACAUGUGUUAAUCCUUACCUUCGCAAAGAUAUUUGUUUCGAUCAAAAAGUUACUGGACAGUUCUUCUCAAAUGGUUCAACAUUAGUUUCAAAAGUAUGCACUGUUGCAGGAAGAAAUAUUUCAGUGACACAAUUAACCGAUCCUGUUAAAGAAUUCUGGGAACGUCGUGCAUUGAUGAUUUCAAGCGGAAUUGAUGAUAUUGGAAAUAUAAGAUGGGAAUUAGCUGGAACACUUCUUCUUGUUUGGAUUCUAUGUUAUUUUUGCAUAUGGAAAGGUGUUCGAUGGACUGGCAAAGUCGUUUACUUUACAGCUCUCUUCCCUUAUGUUCUUUUGACUAUUCUUUUGGUAAGAGGCAUUACAUUACCCGGUGCCAUGGAGGGAAUUAAAUUUUAUAUCACGCCAAACUUAGCUAAGCUAAGAGAAUCGGAAGUGUGGAUUGAUGCCGUCACGCAAAUCUUCUUCUCAUAUGGAUUAGGAUUGGGAACUCUCGUGGCUCUGGGAAGUUACAACAAAUUCACAAACAAUGUUUACAAAGAUGCUCUAAUAGUUUGUACAGUAAACUCUUCAACAUCAAUGUUUGCUGGUUUUGUCAUCUUUUCAGUUGUUGGUUUUAUGGCACACGAACAGCAACGUUCAGUUAGUCCCGGCCUUGCAUUCUUGGCGUAUCCAUCAGCCGUUCUCCAGCUGCCAGGAGCUCCACUUUGGUCAUGUCUCUUUUUCUUUAUGCUUCUUCUAAUUGGUCUUGAUUCACAAUUCUGUACAAUGGAAGGUUUCAUCACUGCAAUGGUAGAUGAAUGGCCUAAACUUUUAAGAAGGCGCAAGGAAAUUUUCAUUGCAAUUGUUUGCGUCAUUAGCUACUUUGUAGGAUUAACAUGUAUAACCCAAGGGGGGAUGUACAUGUUCCAGAUUCUCGAUUCCUACGCUGUCAGUGGCUUCUGUUUGCUUUUCCUUAUUUUCUUUGAGUGCAUUUCAAUAUCAUGGUGCUUUGGAAUUCAAAGAUUCUACGAUGGCAUUAAAGACAUGAUUGGAUAUUAUCCAAUGGCAUGGUGGAAAUUCUGUUGGGUUGUUACAACUCCCUGUAUUUGCUUCGGAGUUUUUAUUUUCAACCUCGUUCAAUUUACGCCAAUUAAAUAUUUAGAGUACGAGUUCCCCUGGUGGGCUCACGCCUUUGGUUGGUUUACAGCUCUCUCAUCUAUGUUAUGCAUACCAGGUUACGCAAUCUGGCUAUGGCAGAAGACCCCAGGAGACUCGAUUGAUAAACUACGACAAAUUGUUAGAAUCGAUGAUGAUGUACCUCAGUUACGUGAGAAAAUGCAAGCUGAGGCGAAGAAGCUCAGCAAUUCGUAAAAAAAAAUUUCAUAACAUUGAAUGAAACUAACAUGAUACCUAAAUACGACAAAUCUUUGGCUCAUACUGCUCAAUGGACAUGAUGUGGAAAAUGAAACGAUUUAAAAGAUCUCGAUGUACGAUGGUCAAAAACGAUUUAUUUAAAUCGGAUUAUUCAUAUUUAUACCUUUCAAUGUUCUCUACUUGAACUUAAAAAAGCAUCUUUUGUUCUUCUUUACUUUAAGCAAAUCACCGGCGAAUGUUUUCGUCGGGAGAAAUUGAAAAAUGCUUAUUAAUUUUUCAAAGUAAGAAAGAAAUAGUGUUCACUCUUGUGGAAUAUCUUCAUCCUCACAAAGAAAUAUAAUGCCAUAAUGCCAUUUUAAUAUUAAUAUUUCAAAAAAGAAAUCAUUACGAUUGGAAUAAUUGGAAUGUUGAGGGAGUAACGAGAGUUAAUUACAACAUUAUUUGAAUAAACUUUCCAACGAUGAAAAAUUAAUGGCAAUAAAAAAAAUAUUAAAAUAAAAAAUAAUUGUUAGUAACUAAAAGUAGAAAAUUCCAUUAAAAUUGUAUUAAGAAUAAUUCUCGUUCAUGAUAAAGUGAGUGAAAUAUUGAGCUGUCUUCCAUGCAAAACUAAAUAGUUGAAAAUGUAUUGACAUAAAUACAAAGAAAAGUUAAAAAUAAAAAUGUUUAUGAAACAAAGAAAGAAAAGCUGUAACAUUUCUCGGGAUAUUUCACAAAUGCUCUCAGAAGUUUCUUCAAUUUUAAGAUGUGAGAAAUGUAUUUUGAAAAAGUUGUUAAGAAAAAAAAUAUUAAUAUAUAAUAAAUACAAUGAAAAUAAGAUUUUUGCAGGUUUAAUUCACCA